UCGUCUAUUUGCAAUACAGCACAGGUUAAAUGAUCUCUCGCCAUGUCUGAUCGGUGGGGAAUGACUUAUGAUGAAAAUAAUGAUGAUGAAGACGACGACGACGACGAGGAGGAAGAGGAAAGGGGAGGAGGAGUACGACGACGAGGAGGUGGAGAAGACGUCCUCGCCAUACAGCAGAGGAUAUUAGCCGAGGUGCAGGCGGAGAGGCGGGCGAGGGGACCCGUUCGGCCGAGGAGCCUCGCCGGGUUCCCCUCGCCUUCUGCGGUAGGGCAACUAGGCCACAGCCCAGGGUCCUUCGCGGCCUACAAAGGGGAGAGCUUUACAUCGGAAGGCGCUUCCAACGAAAACCUGCAAAGAUUUGCUGGCUUUGGCAUUGGUUUGACGAGUCUCUUUAUUGAAAACGUGUUGGCUCAUCCAUGCAUCGUGAUCCGGAGACAAUGCCAGAUAAAUUACCAUGCCAAGAAAUACCACCUAACACCCUUCUCUGUCAUCAGGAUAAUGUAUUCCUUCACAAGAUCACAGGGCAUCCGAGCUUUAUGGAAAGGCAUGGGCAGUACCUUCAUAGUGCAAGGCAUCAGUCUCGGUGUUGAAGGAAUAGUUGGAGAGCUCACACAACUACCCAGGGAGGUUUCACAGAAUUGGACCUUCAAGCAGCUAGGAGGCCACAUGCUCCUGAAGGGGAUCGUGUGCCUGAUAACCAUGCCAUUCUAUUCAGCAAGUCUCAUUGACACAGUACAGAGCGACAUAAUUCGCGACAACCCCGGCAUCCUGGAGUGCGUGCGCGAGGGCGUCUGCCGCGUGCUGGGGUUCGGCAUCCCGCAGAGCAAGCGCCUGCUGCCCCUACGCCUCCUGGCGGGCCCCACGCUGCUGCACGCUCUGCUGCACUACGCCAUCGCCGCGCUGGUGCAGCGGGUGGCGGGGCUGGCUAUCGAGGCCACCUGGCGGAGGAGGAGGAGGGGUGCGGAGGCGCCAGAGCCGGGGGUCGCGGUGGAGGAGAACGCGCUGGAGGCGUGCCUCCCCAAGCUGGUGGCGCGCUUUUUCGGGGGGCUCGUCGCGGACGUCGUGCUGUUCCCGCUCGAGACGACCGUGCACCGGCUGCACGUGCAGGGCACUCGCACGAUCAUCGACAACACGGACGCCAACUCCCCCGAGCUGCUGCUGCUGCCGAUCAACACGCGUCACGAGGGCCUGGCCGACUGCGUGCGCUCGGUGCGCCGCGACGAGGGCACCUCGGGGCUGUGGAAGGGCGUGGGGGCGCUGCUGCUGCAGUACAGCGUGCACGGUGCCCUGCUCUACGCAGCCGGCGUCGUCAGUUCCCGCAUCGCGGCUGCCGGCGGAGUGAGUGGCGCCGCUUCGGCUGUCAUCGGCGCGAGGACAUGACCACUUUCGAAUGAUAGAGCAGCGUGUGGUGAAUAGUGCGCGCGCGCGUGUGUGUGUGCAUGUGUCUUUGUGUAGCAGUUAGCGCGCGGCGCUACGAUCCCGCCGACCCGGGUUCGAUUCCCGCUCACGGUCAACACCGGUGACAAUUAUUUGAACCGGUCUUGGGCCUCCCAUAGGUCGACUCAAUCUCAAUUUUCACCACUAGGGAGACAAAGGUGGCCGGGCAUGGUGUUGGCCAUCCCCACCCUCUCAUGUGCCGUGCCGGUCUUCAUAGUUGCUCGCUAACAGCACUUGCCCCAACAGUCUGUAUUGCACAUGCCUGCGUGUUUACGCAAGUACACGGAGUAGUGGACAUCACCACGGGAAGACAAAGGUAGUCGGGCACGGUGCUGUCCACACCCCACCCCCAAACUGUGUCCUGCCCUCUCAGACAAGUGCCCACCGACUCUUGUCUCCGUAGCCUACGGUGAGGCCACCCAGUCAUUUCCGCGUGACUUUUGUACGCAAACACCUGUGGUCUGCUUUCAAGAGGUAAAAGGGUAAAGGCGGAACCCUGCAAAUGCUCACUCCACUGCCGGCAGAAGGGCCUCUGCUACGGCUCCCUUUAGAGGGCGUUUGAUCUCCUCUUACACUCUGACCGAACGUGUUACAAUCGGUACCACACUUUACCCCACCGCAUGUCACAUUGCCGAUCGACUAACUGUGGUGCAGCCGUUUGGGCCGCUGGGUGGACAUAGGCGGGGUAGGGGUUAUUUUAAUCAAUUGGCACCAUCAUUUUUAUCUUUGCCGCCAGAAGACUGAAUCGGAUCCAUCUGGAUGGCAAGGCCAGUGUACCAACCGUGAGACCACAACAGCUCUCUGUCUGCGGUGGCGAGAUGUUAACUCCCUCGCCUGGUAUGCAGGAGGUCGUGGAUUUAGAUCCCGACCCUGACGCCUGUAUAAUUAGAGUUUGCAUUAUCUCCUCGUGGUGACGUCGAUUUUUAUCCAGGUCCUCCGGGUUUUCCCCUCCACAUUUAGAAACAUGCGUUGUAUGCUACACAUUUCCACGUGGUAAGCCACUUCGUUGGCCUAUCAUUUGUGGCCAGGUCGCAUCGGAAAAAGAGCUAUUUAUAGCUCAGUGGGCCUGACCUGGUAAAAUAACACUAAAAUUAUUUUAAGGCGCACGUUAAAGACCCUGUGAGUUCAUUCACAAGAUUAUGCCGUGGUGUGCCCGUGUUGUAGCCUGAAUCCUCAGUUAACCUACUGCUGUGGAUGAGGCAUCUCCCUACGCCUGCCAGGUCGCAGGGACUAUUUGACUAUACUUCAUCACGGCGGUCAGUGUGGAUCCGGUGAAGAUGGGCAGCACAGAACGUGCGAGCAUAUAACUGCAGAGCAACAAUGGAUUUGCACUGCACUGCCCUCUGCUGCCUACCUUGUAUGCUUAUGUAAUGUAUAUUGUGCUUCCAAGUGCGCAAGGCAGAGGUGUGGACUCGAGUCAUGUGACUUGGACUCGAGUCAGACUCGAGUCAUGAAUUUGAUGACUUCAGACUCGACUUGGACUUGCAUAACAAUGACUUUGUCCCACCUCUGAGGUGUGGACUCGAGUCAUGUGACUUGGACUCGAGUCAGACUCGAGUCAUGAAUUUGAUGACUUCAGACUCGACUUGGACUUGCAUAACAAUGACUUUGUCCCACCUCUGAGGUGUGGACUCGAGUCAUGUGACUUGGACUCGAGUCAGACUCGAGUCAUGAAUUUGAUGACUUCAGACUCGACUUGGACUAGCAUAACAAUGACUUUGUCUUACCUCUGGCGCAAGGUAUUCUGUGGUAUGCCCUUGCCCACCCCCCACCCCCCUAGUCCUUCCCGUGAUGAGCAGCACACACAGCUUCUCCACAACUUCCUGGCAUCUGCAGGCUGAGCCACUUGAGCCAAUGUUCCAAGAUAUUCCAAUCGUUGUUGAUGGCAUCUUUCCAGUUCUCUCUCGGUUCUUUCUCUCUUCCUUGCCCCUUUUUUUCCAAAUGUCAGUUGUGCAAUUGGGUUCUCAGCCUCGCGGUGGAGAUGUUCCAACCAUCGUGAUCAUGUGAUAAUAUGCACACUGCAAAUGUACCUAUACCUGGCUUGCAAUUGGAAGGGUCUGAGCUCAAAUCCGGGUUGACCCUCGAAUCCUCAUCAUCAUCAACCCUCUCGCGUUGAUAAAAUGAGUACCGCUGUUGUGGAAGUCGGCAGCAGUCACCUUGUGCUGCUGUGGGAUAGUGGAAUAUCCACCGCUGGCUUAAGGCCGCCAUCGGAGAGGAGCAUUACCACCCCUUGUUUUAAGAAAGACUAUUAAUUGACAGCACUUUUUCAUGUUUUCUGUACGCGUGCAUACGAAUGUAGACAUACAAUUUGUCACGUGGUUAAAAUCAACAAUGAAUUGUUACUUAUGCAUAAAGUGCUCGCUCAUGAAUUAACCUACAAUGGAUUUAAUAGCACAAAGCUAUGUGAAUGCUGUACACAUGUGAACUUUGUGCUCAUGAUGUUUGUAUAAGUUUAUUUAGCAACCACAUCUAGUCGACUGGACAUUUAAAAGCCAAUGCUACGUAUUUGUUUUUGUUCCUAUGUGUUUAAAAUGCCUAACCCUUAUAAUUGUAUUGAUUAUACCGUGAAAUCAUUGGCCUCCUACUACGUAGACUUUGCAGGGUCCUCCUGGCAAAAGAGUCGCGAGACUCGGUGAGGCUUUCCUAGGCAAACAAGUGUAACGACAACAAUGCUCUGAAUACAUUAAACAUGUGCGUAUCAAA
This is a messenger RNA of Lethenteron reissneri (Far Eastern brook lamprey), 4140 nucleotides long. RefSeq names its product solute carrier family 25 member 46 (gene SLC25A46). NCBI's taxonomy places the organism in Eukaryota, Metazoa, Chordata, Hyperoartia, Petromyzontiformes, Petromyzontidae. Gene Ontology annotation, cellular component: mitochondrial outer membrane. Gene Ontology annotation, biological process: mitochondrial membrane fission; mitochondrial fission; axon development. The record is from RefSeq and is a predicted model, not a curated record.